AUGGAGAUGCAGAGCCUCUGCUCCAACAGCCUUGUUUUGGAUGGUUUUCUCUGCUCUGUAGUGCAGGCUAUGGUAGCUGAGGCAGCCAUUGUUGCUGCCAAGUCUAUUGCUUUGUCCUUCUGGAUGAUGGGAUCUAUUCCUAACACAACCACUGUUUUUCCCAAAGAACCUGAGGAACUCACAGGAUUUCCUAUCACUGAGCUUUUUGCAGUGGAAAAACCUGGUCCUGAGAACAAAGAUGCAAGUGAAACUGAGGACGAUGACGAUGACGAUGAUGAUGAUGAUGAUGAUGCUGCAGCUGGUGAUGACCAGGAUGAUGAUGGAGGUGAUGCGGAUGAUGCCUCUGGGGAAGAGAAUGAGGGUAAAGCAAAUCCGGAAGACGAGCCUGAGGCCAAUGGUGAUGGUGUGAGCGAAGAGGAUGGUGAUGAUGAUGAUGAUGACGACGAUGACGACGAUGAUGAUGACGGCGAUGAUGGGGAGGAAGACACUGAGGACGAUGAAGAGGAUGAGGAAGAUGAGGAGGAGGAAGAGAUACCUCAGCCACCUGCAAAGAGGAGGAAAUGA
Prunus armeniaca (apricot) is the source of this 564-nucleotide messenger RNA. The record is from the annotation of a GenBank genome assembly. Lineage: Eukaryota; Viridiplantae; Streptophyta; Magnoliopsida; Rosales; Rosaceae.